GGAAACACCUACCGCGCCAAUAUAUUCGUGUGGCAGGCGAUUCUAAUGCUGGCGGACGGCAGCGUCAGGUAUGAGGACACGACGUGGGCCGCGGUUCUUCGCUCUCCGUCCAGCAGCAUGGAAUCGAUCGUCGCGCUCGUCUGUCAAUCGGAGCUCAAGACGAAGGCCGGAUACAGCAAUGUAGCUGACCUGAAAAGCCUAGCAAUGGCAGCGGCUCGAGAAUGCCUUGACAUUACCCUCUCUACCACUGAAGACAUGUUGCUUAGCGAGAGCCUGAGCGAAUCAUCGCAUAAGUUGCCAAGCUGUAUCACACAGCUUCAUACUUUGAUGUGUAUUGGUUUGUAA
Molecule: messenger RNA, 345 nt
Organism: Phytophthora sojae
Lineage: Eukaryota; Oomycota; Peronosporomycetes; Peronosporales; Peronosporaceae
Exons: 1
Source: RefSeq, a predicted model, not a curated record